UGCUAAUAUUACUUUUAAUGCCUUCAUCUAUAUCUAUGUUGCCAGCUCUCAGUGCAAUCUUUUGCCGUCUUGCUAAGGGAUCUGCUGCCAUGAAAAGUGGAGGUGGACGGUAACACCAGGCAUACCUCAUUUAGGUGUCAGCUUGGUAAAGCUGGAACACCAAGUGCAGCAGCAUUUGAUAGAGCAAAGUAAUCCCACAGAGCAUAUUUAAGCUAACAGACCUGCCACCUCCAAUCAUUAAUGGCAAUGGGCAAUUAAACUUCCGAAUGGAGGAACGGAGCGCCACUGAUAUUUCUAUUCCCUAUUAUCCUGGUGCCAGGAUGUUAGUACAAAAGACGAGGCUGAAACAUUUGAAAAUAAUUUUCUGCCAGAAGUUCCAAUUGAAUCUUAGCCUCUCCUGAGGUCCCCAGCAUUAGUGUCUGUUCAGUCUGGGUGCUAUGCUCUAUAUUCAAAAGGCUAAGGACCCCUGACAACUACUCAGCAGUCAUGUUGAAAAUUUGUUCUCCAAGCCAAGCUGCUCCUGUACCGCUACACUGGUGUGCACACUGAAAUAGCCAGUUACGUCCUAACCACAAAAACAGGUCAAAUACAAUCCAGCCAAUUACCAUCUCAUCAAUCUACUCUCAACCAUCAGCACAUUGUUGGAAGGUUUUGUCAACAGAACUCUCACUGGCACUGCAUGGAAAUAAUCAACUUGUUUAUGCUCAGUUUGGGUUACACCAGGGCUACCCACAUUCUCGCCUAACUGCAGCUUUGGUCCAAAAAUUGACUUAGGAAUUGAAUUCAAGUAGUGAGGUGAAGGAACUGCAUUGACGCAAGGCAGUGUGAAAUCAACGAGUGCUAGGAAGAGAUGUCAGUGUGAAUCAAGGAGAACACCGAUUACGAGUUAGUUAUACCUAGCUAUCAGGAGUGAUAGUGAUAGUUGACAAAGUUGUUGCUUGUUUAAAGCACCUUACAUUAAAAAAAUGAAGAUCAUAAAUUAGGUGUAGUCAAGAUGUUCUGACAGUGGCAAGAAGGCAAAGCUUUCGUUGUGAAGAAAAAUUUGUAUAACUGAGAAUGCGAAGAAUGAUUUUAAAUUGUAAAAAUUACAGUUCUGCUAUAAUGCGCAUUUCAUCCGCGCAAAUUGGUUAUAACAUUAAUCAAUUAUGGAUGUUGUUUAGAUAAUGUGAACUUUCUACUGAACAGAUAUAACAAUUUUCUAUUAGUGGUCCUCUAAAGUGUGAUUUUCUUCAGUUUUCCUUAGCACAAUUUUCUAUAGGAUGAGGCCACAGAGCAUCACAACUGUUGCAUUAUCGCAGAACGACCUGUAUUUCCAUUUAUCAAUGACUGGAGCAAAUGUAAGAUUACGAUGAAAACAAAAGGGCGGGUGAGGAGAAGUUCGUGUAGUGGUUCGUAUCAUGUGCACUCCUAUCAGAUGUAAUGCUGGAAGCAAGAUAAAGCAGGUUUUGGAAUGGAUGUUGGAGGCAAUUAUGGAUGGGACAGAGAUUGCAGUGUCACCUCGGAGCUUGCAUAGUGAGCUGAUGUGUCCCAUCUGUCUGGACAUGUUAAAGAACACCAUGACAACGAAGGAAUGUUUACACCGCUUCUGCUCGGACUGUAUUGUCACUGCACUCCGCAGCGGAAACAAAGAAUGCCCCACAUGUCGAAAGAAGCUGGUGUCUAAACGAUCUCUCCGACCAGAUCCUAAUUUUGAUGCGCUGAUCUGUAAGAUCUAUCCGAGCAGGGAUGAGUAUGAAGCACAUCAAGACCGUGUGCUUGCACGAUUGAGCAGACUCCAUAACCAACAGGCUCUAAGCAGUAGCAUUGAGGAAGGGCUGAAAAUGCAGGCCAUGCACAGAGCUCAGCGAGUAAGGAAGGCGCAGCACGAAUCAGACAAUACCACUUUCAGUGGUGGUGAGGACAACUGUGACAGCCGCUCUCAUGUCAGCAAUGUGUCUACGCACAGCAAUCAGGAGGCUGGUCCAAGCCGCAAACGCUCUAAAGCUUCUGAUGACUCUUGUCCCGAUCUGGAUAACUCACGGGAAGGGGCAGGAAGUCCAGAUGUAGGUGUGGACUCCUGCAGUGAAAUCGAGCUGGUGUUCCGACCUCACCCUGUGCUUGUGGAAAAAGAUGAAUAUUCCCAAACAAGAUAUGUGAAGACUACUGCAAAUGCCACUGUGGACCAUUUGUCUAAAUAUCUUGCGUUAAGGAUUGCUUUGGAGGAACAGCAGAAGAGCCUUGGGAAUAAUGCUGUCAGUCUCGAGGAAGUCAGUGAGAAGCAGUACACAAUCUACAUCACCACCUCAGGGGGCCAGUUCACGACGUUGAAUGGAUCAUUGACACUGGAAUUGGUAAAUGAGAAAUAUUGGAAGGUCAGCAAGCCUCUUGAGCUAUACUAUGCACCCACCAAGGAGCAGAAAUAGUGAAGGAAGGAAGAGGACCAGAAGAAAACUGCUAUCUGCUUGCUUGCUCCUUCCAUAUAUUUGCCAUAGUAAGACUGCAACAGCUUUUUUGGCAUUGGAGAUUGUGGAAGGGACUGUGCUGAAUCCCAGAAGAGAAGAACUGGCUUGAAAUUUUGAAUGCAGGGCCAAUGAGAGGACAUUCUCUUGCAGUCUGGGUUGGGGUAUAGAAUAAAUAUGAACUGUUACAUACCAUUACUCCUGUGUCCUCUAGUGCUGGGUGCGAAUGUGUAUUUUGAACUCAGGAUCACAUUUUGAGGUUUGACCUUAUUUCUUCUGUGAUCAUUCGGCCAUCUAGCUCAUGAGUAGGUGUUCAUGGAGCCCUGUGAUUCUUGUGCAGGUUCCUUUUCUUUGACAACUUCUGAUACUUUACGUGUAUAUGGCUAACCAAACCCAUUAACUGAAACUGAACAUUGAGGAUGCACAGUACUGAUAGUGCAUACCCUUCUCCUGGUUGCAGCUAGUGAGGAGUUAGUGGACAAAUGAGAAGUAGAUGAGUUUAACCAUUUUAAAAUUUACAGCCCUGAAAGCCAUUUUCGUGUCAGAUUUGAUUUUUUUUUGAUGUACUGUUUCUCAUUUUUCUAUUGUUCCUUUUGUGUGUUUAUAACAUGCAUGACUGCGUAAUAUUCACCAUUAUUAUGUAUCAAAAUCCAUAGCUCUGUUUAUUGCUGAUCUGCAUUAUUUUGGUUAAUCCUUCUAGGUUUUAUUUACAUCAACCUUUGGCAAAAGAACUCUUGAAAGUCUUGUGCUUAAUUUAUAAGAUGCUCAACAUUUUCAGCUAAUCUUAAAUUCCUCCUCUUCCUCCUCCCACUCACCAUUUUGUUUGCUGAGCAGUUGAUUUCCUUUCAGCUGUUUCACUAAGAAUAACCCUGAACUUUCUGGGUUUAAAUAAAGUGCCUGUGCCAGUUGGCCUAUGCUUUUGACCCCCCUUACAUGCCUGGCUUAAUGUUUUUGUUUUAUCUCUCUUUUUCUUAUUUGACUCUGUAUUUGAAGAGUGUGUUGGUGAGCAGAAGUUAGCUGUGUUAUGUGUGUUUUUGAGAUUGGUUUGCACCACUUUUUGUAAUAUUGCUCAAUUGACCUCUGACACCAUUGAGGUAAUGUAUCCAUUUCAUGCCUGUUGAUUUUCCAUUCCAAAGCAAUCUCGUAAUAAUUUUGUCUGUCACCUUGUAUUGGAUUUGAGGGAGGAGGAGCGGGGAAGGGGUAAUUUUUUAAGGGUUAAUACUGCUGUGCGCUUUCUUACUGUAUCACAUGAGUUUCAUAUCGUGUGAUUAGAAGAUGUUUGAAUAUCCAGAGAAUAAAAUUUAUUGGGUGAGUUUUGUUUUAAUAGAAAAAGACAUGCAUUUAAAAGAUUCACUCUGCUGCUUUUUUUAUUUCUCUGCUUUCUGAAGCCAUUGACUUUUUUUUUCAAUACUUCACUCUGGCUUGCACCAGCGAUGCUGUUGAGCCGAGCCUCUUCCAAUACGGCUGAAAUGCUAGGUGGAGAAAAUAGUAAUCAAGUGCAGUAUCCUGCGAUAAUUGUUCUUCUUCCUAACCCAAGACCAUCAUUGUCAACUGCAACUCAUCACUGUUUUUGACAUAGUUUUGCUAAAUUAGGAGAGAACAAAGAUUGUCUGACUUUGAUACUGAAUAAACCUCCUGCUAAUUUUGGCUUUAUUGUGA
This is a messenger RNA of Chiloscyllium plagiosum (whitespotted bambooshark), 4097 nucleotides long. Its product is annotated as E3 ubiquitin-protein ligase RING2-A-like. Gene Ontology annotation, biological process: negative regulation of DNA-templated transcription. NCBI's taxonomy places the organism in Eukaryota, Metazoa, Chordata, Chondrichthyes, Orectolobiformes, Hemiscylliidae. Gene Ontology annotation, molecular function: chromatin binding; ubiquitin protein ligase activity. The record is from RefSeq and is a predicted model, not a curated record. Gene Ontology annotation, cellular component: PcG protein complex; ubiquitin ligase complex.